CAUCUGUGGGAGAAACAGACUCCUCAUACAGUCACUGUGGUUGGUGAGGCCUUAUCUGGACAAUGGGUUUCACUGUCACACAUGUGUUGUUGUGGUGCUCCGUCGAUAUGCUUUGAGUCUGGAUUUACAUACUGAGACGGUGUCUGAUUCCUUGACGACAACAGGAAGCUGGUUGGAGAUGGAGGAGGCUGUACACAGCUGUAAGAAAUGACGAGGAGUCCUAGAUUCAUGGAGCGGCGACAGAUGAGCUUAUGAGAGCUGCAGAUCCCUGAGCUGUGAGAUGGAGGAAGCGUACAGUGAACUGUACCAGCAGUUUCUUCGUCUGAGGUCACUUUGCCUGAGACAAGCAGCUCUUCUUCAUCAACUCACAACAGCUCUGCAGAAACAGCAAGGUGGCUUUGUUCCUAAUGGAGAGUUGAGUGAUAUGAUGUCCAUCCCCGUCCAGUGUUCCCAAGAACUCCCCGUAUAUCUCCGAGAAACGCCUCAACCGUUAACAGUCGCGGCACUCAACCCUGCAGCCCAACGUGAUGUCGAUCGUCUCCCUCGAAACAUGGGAACUUUUUAUGAUCUCCUCACUGAAGAUAUAUCUAAGCUCUGUGUGGAUGUGCCUCGUCAGGGAAAGGAAGACGGGAAGAUGUUGGAGCACCCUGUUGCGCCCCUGUUGAGCCUCGACGUCAUGAGGUGGCAAGGAGUCUCCUCCAAUGUCUCAAAUAACCCCGGGGGAGCAGAUCAUCGUUGUGGAGACAGGACGAUGCACACAGUCGGGAUGACUGCGACAGACUGUCACUCCCCGGUCGGAGACCCCCUGAGUCAGCCUGGCGGGAUGCUGAUGUCAGACGUGGCGCUGCAGUCUCAUGUCUGUGAGUUCUGCCAGGCGAUUUUUCCCGGAGACUCGACCACCAGAGGGGAGUUCCUACGUCAUCUUUACACCCACGUCACCUAGACCGAACUGAACUGUCUUUUCCUCCUGAUAUAUGUGUUCAUGUGAUAUGCCGGGAUUGAGAAGGUGUAACUCAGUUAACCUGAUCUCUGGAAACAGCAUUGACAAGAUUGACCUGCUCUUCAUGUGGUUAGCCGUUUGCCCAGAUGAACUGUGCAGAUGCUGAUGCUGGCAUAAUUUUUCUGUCUCUGAGAUGUAAAAUCAAAAGUGGAAAACUUCCUAUGCUUCAACUGUAUGUGAAAAUAUUGAGAUAUUAUAUUUGCAAAGGCUCAGUUCACCUCACUUACAUCUACAUCUAGCCAUGGUUUUAUUUCUCCAGGUUUUGACAUAUCUAUCCACAGACCUCAUCAAGUCUGGUAUGAGUCUGGAGCUGCUCCAUAGUGUUUCGUUUUUAUACCCAAAUGAGUUUUAAUCUAUCGUAGUGUCCUCUGUUCUGAAACAGAAAAUGGACCCAUACUGUAGACCUUUUCAAACUUAACAACAUAAACAUUCUCAAUGGGC
Messenger RNA from Sebastes umbrosus (honeycomb rockfish), 1441 nucleotides. RefSeq lists its product as uncharacterized. The record is from RefSeq and is a predicted model, not a curated record. NCBI's taxonomy places the organism in Eukaryota, Metazoa, Chordata, Actinopteri, Perciformes, Sebastidae. The coding region runs from base 281 to 943 and encodes 220 amino acids. The transcript has 4 exons.